AUGGGUUUCCGUGAUCGCCUUAUCAGCGCAUCGAUCUUGCGGGCAAUUUUCCGAUCAGGACCUGCACCAAAUGAAGAUGAAGCGCGUCCAGGAUUGCUUGCGCGCAUCAUAGCCUUCUUUGCCAUCUUCAGCCUUACUCUUUCACGGUAUCGCGCAAAGCUCUUCAAGAAGCUGCGAAACGAAAUAUGGCAGAUUGAAGAGGAGGCGUAUACGGAGAGCUUCCGAAGUCCGAGUAAGAACAAGCGAACAGACCUGGUAUCGAUCGGCGAUCUUGGAUAUUCUGGUUCAACAUUCUUCACGACCCCAAACUCCAAAUACCUCAUCAAAUCGCUACCUCGGGCCUUUGAACAGAACUUCUUCCGCGACCGCCUACUCGGUCCUUAUGUCGAACACAUGGAGCUCAACGAGGACUCCCUACUCGUUCGCAUCACAGACUUGCUAUACUCUCCAACAGCUACACUGGGUUCGGCGCUGGGUGCGGCACCAAGUCACCACAUAAUCAUGGAGAACAUUCUAUAUGGAAAGACUGCAUGCACCAAACACCACCAAGAGCAAUGGGAGACGUACGACCUGAAACCAAACGACUACUUCUACCCAGAACGCGAUGUUGCUGGCGGCAGGCUUGCUUCGGAAAGCGUCAAGGAGCGUCUCAUCGAUGACUUUCCUGACAAAGUCCGAGUGACCAUUGACCAGAAGGAGGAACUCAUUGCACAACUAUCUCGCGACUCCAAAAUCCUCCAGAAUGCCAACGCCGUAGACUACUCACUGUUCCUUGUCCGCUACCCAGCCGAUCUAGAUGACGUCCCUACACCGCCAGGUCGUGGCUCCUCGUGGCGAAGCGGCGUGGUCUCGCUAGAUGGCAAGUGGGUGUAUAGAGCCAUCGUGCUGGACUUCUUCUGGGCUAAGGAUGCGCUUCAGGCACAAACUCUCACUGGUUUGGUGAAGCUAUUUAAUGCACUCAAGUGGGGAAAAGACCAUGGUCCCAUGAGUAUCACGACUACGAGUGACGAGUACAGGCAGAGAUUCUUGGGGAUGGUCGAUGACAUGGUCGAGGCCUUCAGGGGAAAUCCGAAGCCCGGCGCCAGGGAGUGCGGAGGUGUGAAGUGGUACCAAGGACGUAUGAUUGGCUACUUGUCUCUACAGCUUUGGCACAGGAAAAGUGCAGAGAUCGUCUAUGCAUUGAUACCCAUUUAG
This is a messenger RNA of Parastagonospora nodorum SN15, 1194 nucleotides long. RefSeq lists its product as hypothetical. NCBI's taxonomy places the organism in Eukaryota, Fungi, Ascomycota, Dothideomycetes, Pleosporales, Phaeosphaeriaceae. The record is from RefSeq and is a predicted model, not a curated record. Gene Ontology annotation, molecular function: phosphatidylinositol kinase activity. Gene Ontology annotation, biological process: phosphatidylinositol metabolic process. Bases 1 to 1194 code for a protein of 397 amino acids. The transcript has 3 exons.